AAUAAAUGGCCACACUAUAAUGUAGUUGUAAGCAGAUGUAAUUGUUUAAUGUAUUUGUCAACAGCAAUCAUCCUCCUGUUUUGUUAUAGCUGCUCAUAAAUACAUUAUAGUGUGUUAUAAACCAUUUAUUGAAUGUUUAUAUACUGUUUAUAAAUGCCAAAUAGUGUAACUUAAAGUGUUCAUCCUUCCAACGGAGCAGAUUUUGGGCUUGACCACAAAAUAAAUGUAUUUUAACAAAAUAUGUCACCAUUUACAACAUAAUCAUAAUUAUAAUCCAUCAAAACAAAAAAAGCUUAUCCACAGUGACAUGAAAUGAUUCCUCACCCAUUCCAUUAAAGUAUUAUCACAAGGACAAUAUUUUACUCAGGCUAUACCAAAUGAUAUGAAAGACACAGAAACAAAUUUAGUCUAAAAGAGAAUGAACACAAGUAAGAGCACGUGCCCAAAACUAAACCAAAUAGGUGAAAGACGGAAAAAAAAAAAUUAGGCUUGUGACGAGGUUUGACUUCCUGUGAUGCAACCAGUGAUAAGUAAAACCUCAGUUCCAUCUUUCAUUCACUGUCUGAGACAUCAACAGAACCAGGGCAGCCCCCAAGACUGAUACUCAUAUCCAUGGAGACAUGACGUGUCCGCAGCUCCUGUUUGUGUGUUGGUUCUCCAGCGUCCUUGCAGUGACCUACUGCAUGACAGUUGAUGGAUAUUCAUGUACGUGUGACUAUUGGCGCACAGUUACUUGCAUCUUGAACAUCACUGCUAAUCCUGUCGGACAGUCCAACACCACCUAUCACCUGGAAUUCAAACCAAGCUUGGGGCACUGUGAGAAUUGUCUGGCCAUAAAUCACAGUUACAGCUGUGUCUGUAAAAGCAGCCCUCAGUCAUAUUUUAUCUCUGAAGAUUCCUAUGACAUAGACCUUUGUCAUGAAUCUGGCUGUAAGAAAUUGGCAGAGGGUUUUAUGCCAGCACAGAACAUUCAGCUGACACCCCCAUAUCAAGCUGAUGUCCAACAAACACCAGAGACUUUCAACAUCACUUGGAAAAGUGGGUAUGAAGACCUAUUGUUUCUCCGCAAUGACCUUGAAUACAGUCUCCUACUUCAAACAUCUCAAGACAGCAAAGAACUUCAUUCUAAAGAAAGGUCUGAGUUGAUUCAAAAAUCACAACUCAUACCAGGUGCUACAUAUUGCAUUAAAGUGAGAUCUAAACCUAGUCCUAAAGAUUAUAAUUGGAUCUGGAGUAAAUGGAGUCCACAAACAUGCUGGGAAACUGAAGCAAGAGAAGAACAAGAAAAUAUAUUUGUCAUUUUGACCCAAUCUCUGGGCCCAGUGUGUGUGGUUGUUGGAGUCCUGCUGUUUGUAUUCUCCAAUCCUGCUGCAAGAAUGAAGAUAAAAACAUUGUCCCACACACCAUCACCAGCUCCUUUCUUCCAGCCUCUAUUCAAACAACAUGAAGGCAACCUCCAGGAAUGGCUCUCACCUCAAGGCCAAUUUGUACUAACAUAUAAAACUGAGGAGAUCUUAACAAACGCUGUUGUGACGGUUGUACCAAAACCCAUCACAAAGGACCCAGAAGAGAACCAGGACUUCCACAACAACCCCACAGUAACACGACUGGCCUUCACUCAGUGUCAAAACUCCUAUGUAGGCUUACCUGGGGUGCAUGAGGCCUCCCCUCCUUUAACUGUGGUCUGUGCAGGAAACACUUCUUACACUCAGCUCCCUUGCCCCAUGUGGGGGUUUGGUAUUGGAGAAGUAGAAGCUGUUGUCUCCUCUCCACCUAACGAUUUCUUAGAAAUCAGCUGUGCCGACUCUGGUUGCAGCUGCGAGGAUCUGACCCAAAUCUCUGAGUGUAGUUUACCAAACAGUCCAGUUGAUCACAAUCCACCACCAUCUAGUGAUUACUGUAUCCUCAACAAAACAGCAGAAGGUGUUGUUCCUGUUUUAGUAUCCAAAAAAAACAGCCCAAAUGUUCCAUCUGAUUUGCCACAAGAGGAUGACAGCGUAAAAUCUGAAUGAUUGUAGGAGAAAGGUGACACUGAUUGUAAUGGCUGUAAAUUGCAUUUCAGGAAUGGGUCAAAUGGGUUUACAUGCACACACACAUUAUUGUAUUCUGCUAUGUGUUCUAGAUAGCACUUCUUACUAAGCAAGUGCAGGUUUUGUGUGGUUUUAUGGCUUGAAUUCCCUACAACAUCUAUGAACCUCAUGAAUGUCUUUUUGUAAAGCAAAAAAUAAACACAGCACAGUUCAGCACAUGUGGUAGGCUUCUGCUUUGGCUAGCAUGAAUAUGUUGCACUUGAUGCCUUUGCCAUAUUGACUGUAAACUAUGGUGACAUGUAAAUGUGUGUGAAUUUCAAAUCAGCUUUCAAUGAUAUAUUUUUUUUUAAUUAGUCAAGUCCAGCUUAUUAUUUUGCCUUGUUUACACAAUGUGUUUAUUUGCUUUCACUUUUUAAUGAAUAAUAAGUAAUUAAAGGGGCAUUAAGUAAUCUCAAAAUGGUUUGUAAUGGUUUUAGGGAGAUGUUUAUAUCUUUGCUGGACCAUUGUCCAUCACUGAAUUGUUGAAUUGUGUAGUGGAAACUAUAGACAUAUUGCCUAUAGGUGAGGCCAGUUAGCACUGCUCCUAAAGUAAAUGGGAAGUGUCAAAUACUCAAGAUGUAUCUCCCCACAAGGAUCAA
Thunnus maccoyii (southern bluefin tuna) is the source of this 2668-nucleotide messenger RNA. RefSeq names its product interleukin 21 receptor, tandem duplicate 2 (gene il21r.2). The record is from RefSeq and is a predicted model, not a curated record. The transcript is spliced from 9 exons. NCBI's taxonomy places the organism in Eukaryota, Metazoa, Chordata, Actinopteri, Scombriformes, Scombridae. Gene Ontology annotation, cellular component: membrane; external side of plasma membrane. Gene Ontology annotation, molecular function: protein binding; cytokine receptor activity. Bases 621 to 2012 code for a protein of 463 amino acids. Gene Ontology annotation, biological process: cytokine-mediated signaling pathway; immunoglobulin mediated immune response.